Messenger RNA from Helobdella robusta, 759 nucleotides. RefSeq lists its product as hypothetical. NCBI's taxonomy places the organism in Eukaryota, Metazoa, Annelida, Clitellata, Rhynchobdellida, Glossiphoniidae. The transcript has a single exon. The record is from RefSeq and is a predicted model, not a curated record. Bases 1 to 759 code for a protein of 252 amino acids.
AUGUCGUCCACCACUGAAUACACUACCGACAGCGGCAGUCGCCACAUCCACAUCACAUCAACUCCUGUGGCGUCAACUAAAACUCUAGGUAACAUCAAUAUCACUAACAGCAGCAACAACAAAAUCAUUACCAGCAACACAAACAACAUUAACAUCAUCAACAACACAAACAACACAAACAACGUCAACAACAACAACCCACACAUCCCACAAAACAGCAACAACAACAUCAACAGCAACAACAACAACAACAACAUGUCUCCAGACAGCGGCCACGACGAUACGGCCUCCAUCAACCAAUCCAAACCGACACAUAGCGAUAGUUGGUGCACCAUAGAUAAGUAUCCGGAAACAGACAGUGACAAUUACGUCAUCAACGAUUCCAGUUCUUCCGGGCUUGUAAACGAGAAAGAUGGCGCUAAUGCGGUUAUCCAAAAUGGUCACAUGAUCUACGAGCGGCUGCUCAAUGUCAAGGACGUUGCUAAUGUAAAUAACAAAAAAAACAUCAAAAACAACCAAGUCAACACUAAUAAUAUUAACAAUAAUAACUACAACAACGAUGAUAAUAAUAAUAAUAAUAACCAUGAUGGUACUGAUAAUGAUGACGAUUUGGCCGUCAAAGCAGCUACCGCAACAACCGGCGCUUCUAAGCAUCUUACUAGUUAUAUUCAACCUGGAGAGCGUAUUUUUUUAAAUGGACCGCCAAAUAAUUCAGCGAAGCUAGUUACUUGCCCCGCUGACAGUUUGUUAGUCAAAUAA